GUUGUCAGUACACGUAGCGGUAACUCGCUAAGUUGAGGCAUUUCAGUGACAGCAUAGACCCUGAAAUGCAACGUUGAGCCACGUUCCCCUAAUAAAAGACGGUAGAGCCUCUCAGCUAAUGUUAGUCGAAUUCAGUGCUUAGUUCAAACGAAACGAAACGAUCCAAUAUUAAACAGAAAUCUUUCAGUUGCACAAAAGGAAACGCAUUCUGGAAAUAACUCUGUGUAUUUUGCCAUUAGCAAGUAUAAUUCAAGUGUUUAGUAGUGAAGUGACUGACGGUACAAAGAAACAGAGAUACGCAAGCAAUUUAACUUGCUUGAAAGCAACCUGUUUUAACGCAGAAAACCACCGUAGUGCAAAAAUGGCGAGAGAGGUGAAAGUGAAUUGCGCAACGGUCGCUAUAUUUGCAAUUUUAUUGCUUACCCAAAAUUUAGGGUGUAGUGAAGCAAAGUUCAAAACGCACAGCAACCGGAAAUCUAAUAGUGGACUUAGUAGUAGAAAUGUGAUCAAGAGCUACCGGACACAAAGCAGUGCCGGUAACUCACAGCCACCGUCGGCUGCGGGAAGUGGUGCAAGCAAUACUCCACCUAUAGGAUGGAAUGUGCCGAGAUCGCAAGGAUACCCGGCUUCUGGAACCAAUGUAUACACCCCAAUAACAGCCACUAAUACAAAAGGUGUGCAGAGCUCUUAUCCUGGUGCUACUUAUAAUUUUCCAGGCUCGAUUCCUGCAGGCGCAACAUAUCAUUCACCUGGCUCAGUUCCAGCUGGCACAACGUACCACUCGCCUGGUUCAUACCCUGCAGGAGGAAACCCAUAUUCAUCGCCUGGGCAAGUGCCAGUAAAUGGCGGUUAUUAUCCGGCUGGAGGCAGGCAAUAUCCCUCGGCUGGAGUACCAGCUGGUACUUACGUAGCUCCUGGUACUGCACUUCCUCAAGGCGCGGUGCUUUUCCCAUCACCACAGCAACAAACUCCAUCAGGAUUAAAAAUUGGUGCUGGUUUGGCUGUUGGUGUCAUUGGAGGGGUAAUUGGUCACGAGCUAACGAAAACUCAUACCCGUGUGGAAUCAGCAACAGCUGCACCCGCUCGACAACCAGGUAGCGCUGAGAACAAAAUCAUCAUUAUUAAUAACGGUCGACCAUGUUCAGUAACUACGACAAAUGCUGCUGGUGCUACCGUCAUCACAACGGGUGUCGUUGGCGAAAACGCCAAACAACCGAUGCCAGCGCCAGCACCGACCGCUGCACCGGCAAUACCAAACGUACCGCUUGCCCCCAUAGGUGAUAAUAACGCAACAAAACCAACACCAGCGCCACGUGCUGCACUCGCAGAAAGUGCUCCUGCCGCCGCUCCACAAGCAGCCCCCGAACAACCCCGACCAGGCGGCCUAAUUUGUGUACCAGUACGCGUUAAUGAUACCGAUCCAGCAGAUAGUACCAAGAUGAUUGAAGUAGAAAAAAUUGUUUGUUACCCAGCACCCCCACCGCCGCCACCAGCACCUGUAGCUGGUGCUCAAAUGAAUCGUACCGCGCCAGUUAUGCCACCAGCUAGCGAAGGAAGUGCACCGUUGGUGCCAAUGUGCCCCAGUCAGCGCAGCUUGCAAGCAAAUCGCACUCGAGCACGCUUGUUAUCGGACAAUGCUUCGGUAAAAACAAGCGGUGCUGGAGCAUGGCUCAAUUACGCCGCCUGCAAUGCUAUGACAACUGUGCUAUUGCCAUUAUUUGUUGCGUUUUAUAUCCUGAACAGGGUAUAUUAAGUUUGUCACGAAGUUUGUAACACACAGAUGAGUCGAUUUAGCCAUGUCUGUCUGUCUGUAUAUAUAGUAUACGAACUAGUCCCUCAGUUUUUAAGAUAUCGUUUUGAAAUUUUGCGAACGUCAUUUUCCCUUCAAGAAGCUGCUUAUUUGUCGAUCCGCGGAUAAAAAAACGAUUUUUUCUUUCAAAAUUACGCCAUUUUGUUAAUUUUUGAUAUUUUUCAAAGAUCGUAAUUCAUUGUAUAGGAUCUCUCUUUAAGUUUAAUAAACUUUUCAAAUUUUUUUGUUUGAGCUACUCAUUCGGCCGGAAUGAUGCCAGCAGUUGGGGCAGUUUUUGUUUGGCACCUCCGAGGAGAGCCCAUAACUCCGUUAUUUUUCAACAUUUUUGUAAUAAAAAAAUCUUAAAAUAUAGCCGAAAAUAUACCUUAUUACGUUCUAAGAAGUUUGAAAUAUUCAAUCGCAUACUGCCGCUUAAAAAAUGCACGAAAGUCGCUUAUUUUUUAAUGCGUCACACAGGUAUAGCUCCUUAAAAUAUACGUCGAAUAAUGAUUGCGGUUUUACGUGUCUCUUUGUAACAUAAGAUUGAUUCUCCAUUUUGAACAGAUAUUCCAACGCGAAACUCGCGCCUUUGUAAUUUAAAUGAGGGAUUUUUUAAAGCAGACAACAAUUAAGCAAUAUUUGCAGCUCAAAAUAUUUUAAAACAAAUGUUUUCUUAUAAAUGCAUCGUUUGACGUAAAUAUCUUUUGUCUUCAUAAGCCAUAAAAAAGUGUUUAAGUAUCUAUAAAUUCGUGUUAAAAACGUAAUCACAUUUCAAUAAAACAGUAGUAAAUAUAUGUAUAUAUUCAUAGAUAUUUGAUAAUUGUAUUGUGCACCUAAGAAAUUAAAAAUAUGUAAUGCAAUAAAAUUAGCUUGCAAGCACCCACUAACCGCAAAAACUAGUUUGACUUACAUUGAGUAAUGGUUGUAAUAAUUAAGAAAAGGCAAACAAAGCAGUAAAACAGGUAUGUAAAUAUGUGUAUGCUUAAAUUCUUUGCAACUAUACACCCAUUAUCUAGAAAAUUGUAAUUAAAAAGAAUUGGUGCAGUCCAGAUAAUUAUAAUACUACUCAUCAAUUCUACAAAUCAAUAGUGAGUGUAUUCCAGCCUUUCAUUAAAGUUAAAAAUUAAUAAUAAAACACCACAAAGCAAUAAUAAAUUAGAAUAAUUCACAUAUUAUUUUUUUCAUGCUUA
Messenger RNA from Bactrocera dorsalis (oriental fruit fly), 2979 nucleotides. RefSeq names its product calphotin-like. Lineage: Eukaryota; Metazoa; Arthropoda; Insecta; Diptera; Tephritidae. The coding region runs from base 362 to 1753 and encodes 463 amino acids. The transcript has 2 exons. The record is from RefSeq and is a predicted model, not a curated record.